Myripristis murdjan (pinecone soldierfish) is the source of this 4261-nucleotide messenger RNA. It is a transcript of the gene rfk, whose product is annotated as riboflavin kinase. Gene Ontology annotation, cellular component: mitochondrion. Gene Ontology annotation, molecular function: riboflavin kinase activity. The coding region runs from base 478 to 984 and encodes 168 amino acids. Gene Ontology annotation, biological process: riboflavin biosynthetic process; FMN biosynthetic process. The transcript is spliced from 4 exons. NCBI's taxonomy places the organism in Eukaryota, Metazoa, Chordata, Actinopteri, Holocentriformes, Holocentridae. The record is from RefSeq and is a predicted model, not a curated record.
CUUUUACGCACGACACAUGCGCUGUCGUUCGCUCUCCAUCUCCGUAACCGAAAGAAAUAGUUGAUUUCCUCCAUCAAACGGCGAGUGGACCUAACCAAGGGAGGAUGUCGGCUUCAGUGUACCGUGCAACACACACUCUUGGUUGAGUGUGUUUUAGCAACAAGCUCGCUCACAUUUCCUGGGCUACAGGCUGUGAUAAUUAGCUUAGCUCGUCCACCUAGCAUAGCCGGCGAACUUUGACCAUUUGCUAGCUACUGAGUAACGCUAGCUAGCUAACACCUGCUGGGUUAAGCCACAGCCAGACACAAGGGCGAACUGUUUCUCUGUGUGGCGACAGACCUCGGGAAAGCAGGAGCUGCCCCAGCAGAGCAGUGCCGACUGAUUCACCCGGUCUGAACUGCGCUGUUGUGUCGUUUGAGGUCAUUGUCAUUGGCGUCGCUUCAACGCACAGCUAACGCCAGAGCUAGCCGAGAAGACAUGAGGAGCCUGCCGUACUUCUGCCGGGGAGAGGUCGUUAGAGGUUUCGGGAGAGGAAGCAAGGAGCUGGGGAUCCCAACCGCCAACUUCCCAGACUCAGUGGUGGAACAUCUUCCAGCAGAUAUCAGUACGGGGAUCUAUUAUGGCUGGGCCUCUGUGAGUAACGGGGACAUCUACAAAAUGGUGAUGAGCAUCGGCUGGAACCCUUACUACAAAAAUACCAAGAAGUCCAUGGAGACACAUGUAAUCCACAAGUUCAAAGAGGACUUUUAUGGACAGAUUCUCAGUGUUGUUAUGGUGGGCUACAUCCGUCCAGAAAGAAGCUUUGACUCACUUGAAGACCUAAUCGCAGCCAUUAACAACGACAUCGAGGAGGCCAAGCAGAAGCUGGAGCUCCCGGAGCAUCUGAAGCUGAGAGAGGACAACUUCUUCACCACAGCCCCCGGCACGCCAUCAACCACAAAUGCCAACACGACGCCAACACAGACAAUCAUGAACGGUCACUGACCACGGGCUGGGCCUGGAGCACUGGCACACACAUACAUAUACACACACAUGAAGAUACAAGAUGUACUCAAUAAAACAUCGCCUCAUCAUGAGAUCUCAUCUGUUAGCUGUAGUGUUGGCCAAAAAUUUACAUAUUCAUCACCAGCUGUUCAUUUUUUUUUUUUUUUUUUUGUAUUUGCGUUUAUUUUAUUUUUUUUUUAACUUUGUCACCAUUUCAUAUUGUCAUCCUUUCUAACUGGCUUGAGGAGGCCUUCCACUUCCCACUGUAUGGCGUUCCCCAGUACUCCAUGGUUAAUUUUCAUUUCUAUAUGGUCACACCAGAUUAGUAAUCAUCCAGUGGCGUAAUUGUGUGCGGUGUGAUACUCUUAGGUCAUACUGUUCAAGUCAUGUUUCCUGACAUUUUCGUUCCCGCAAAUUCUCACUUUCAACUCAGAAAAUCACAUGAAGAAUUGUGAAGUAUGAAUAGACCUCUUGGCAUACGAUUGCCAUAUGAUUUUCAGUGUAUUGGAUGUUUGUUUCAGUUAUGUGGCAAAGUGCAAGAGUGCAGUUUAUGGGAGAAGAUGAGGAAUGCAAAAUCACAAGAUAUUCUGUAAUGAAUGUUUUUUUUAUUUUAUUUUAUUUUAUUUUUAAUUUCCAAGGUUAAUGGCAGGGAUGGACCAUAAACACUCAGUUCUGCUGUGUGCUGAUUACCUCUUAAGUGGCUUUGCUCUCUGGGAACGCGAUCCAGCCAAGGUCAAGUACUUAGUUUCUCGAGUCCUUUCUGUCAAGGUUUGUUUUGACGUCAGAUGGUGGAGAGAGAGAGGUGAAGUUUGGGCAUUAGUGUCUGUAAAACAAUCCCAGGUUGAACUUGCACAUUGAGAUGACUUUAUGCAACAAGUUGUGUGGAUGAAGAGAGAGAUGAAUUGAUGUUGGACUGGAGGAAAAUUGAGUUGUGUUGUGGUUAAUUCUCAGAAGUUGUUUUAUCCUUGUGUUUCCAUCUCAAGAGGACGAACGUAACCAAGGAAAAUCAUCUGAAAUAUAGCCAUUCCCUCUUCCAGUUGGUCAUAAAGUCACCCAUAACUCGGUUCUGUUUUAUCACUGUCCUCAAAAAUGCGCGAUCAUUUUAAUAUGUAUCAUAAACUUGUUUUAGCCCAUGCUCGCACUGCUGAGUUGCUUCAUAACCAACAGGAUGGCAGAAAUUCUGCUACUAGCAUGUUUUAUUACAUCGCUAUUUUAAUCUUGUGGUUUUGUUCACUUGCCACUGUCUUGACCUCUAAAGAAUGGGGAUUUUAGUUAAAAUAUAGAUGAACCGAAGAACAUUAAUGCUGAAAACAAAAGCCUUGAUUGUGAAUGUCAGGUCAGUCUUCUCUAACAGAGUUCACUGAGCUGGGCCUGUGUUUACAUCCUGUGGGUUUGUCCCAAAUAAGAAACACACACAGGAGUGAUGAGGUGGGGGAAAAUCAAAGUCCACAGCUUCUGUUCCCAAAUAGAUAUUUCCAGAUGUUCAAAUAGUAAUUUAUGUCAUAAACUAAGUGAAAAUGGAUAAUAAUGUAGACGCCUGAGCUGAAUAAUCUGCACACAGACGUAACAUUCACUAUGGUCAAUGGUGUAUUUCUCAAAAGUGAUAUGGUGUGUCUGUGGUUCCUGUUUCUGUUCCAGUUACUGCGCCUCUAUCAAGUUUCUGCUUCAUAUCAGAUGAGUUUCACAGUUGAGUCAAUACUGUAGUACUGUACUGUAGAUACUUAACUGCAUAUAAGCAUGUCUAAUGUAAAUACCCAACUCAGUAUCAGUUGACUAUCAUGUGACUUUUAACUAAGUGUAAGCUUUGUGUCAGGGUGAGAUUAAGUUGAUAUAAAGCUGAAUAUUAACAUCGGACAAUCGCAAAUAAAGCGAUGCUCAGUUUUCUCAGUCAGUAAAUGCACAAUGGUAUCAGUUGAUUUUUUUUUUCUUUUUUAGUGUUUUGAGCUGAGCUCAAAUCUUGAAGUUGCUGUCAAUACUAAAACAGAGGGUUGUGUCGCAUUACAUUGGAAAUGAACUCCCAGUGCAUCACCUUGCUAAUCACAAUGUGCAGAUGUGUCCUGUGCAUAGUUUCUGUUUUUUUGUUGUGGCUUCUGUCUUUUGGACAAACUUAUUGUUACGUACAACAUUUUAACAUUUUAUUUUUUUCAUUUGAAGGGGUCUUUUUAAAAGUUGUUUGUGUAGGAAGUCAUGCCAUCCUUAUAGGCGACACGGGGAACCUCUAGAAGUGCAGUUCAGAGUUUAUGAUUCUGAAUAUGUUUCGACUCUUGUGGACGUAACACCGGAGAGAAGUAGCUCAAGUUUUCUGUUAUACUCUUUACAUCAGUUUAUUACAUGUCUGUGUGUGUGUGUGUGUGUUUGUGUGUGCGUGCGUGCUUGUGCACCAGUUCCAUUUUUACAAACCAUUUCUGUGUCAUUAAUAGAGCUUCUGUAAAUAAUUAUUUCAGAUUCCUUCAGUCAAGCUAUGUGAUUUGGGGUUUUACAUUCAAAGCUGUAUUUUGGUCUGUGUAUUAAAGAGUUAUUUUAUUUAGGAAGUGAAACACAUGCGACUGCAUUUUAUGAAUGUUGACAUCUAUUUUUUUAAAAUUGCUAUCUACAUUCCCCACGGCUUCCCCUCAAAGACCUGGUGUUUAUCAAGGCCGCAGUAGUUCCUCUUCACAUCAGAUCAGUUGACUGACUUUAUCCUCCCUGACCAGGAGGCUGGUUAGAGGGCACACAGAAAACAAUCAGAGGUCCCCAAACUGUGUGUAUCACAUUUAUGACAGUAAGGCCAACUAAAACACAAGUAACCAACACACAAAGUAACACUAAGGAUUCACUGUGUAUACUGGUACCUGAUCCACUACUAUUAAAGCCUGUUUUUUAUGUAUUGAAUGCUGUGCAAGACACAAUGUUCAUCCUCUGAAGUACUUACUAAUAUACAGAAAAAAAAUCCUGAAGAACCUUUGAAUUGUCUCAGUGUAACUUUGAACCUGUGUGCUGCCUUUUCAAGCCAGUCUUCAGUUUCCCUGGCUGAUAAGAUUGUGACGAGUGUGACUCUUGGGGGAUUUAAGGCUGAAGCGGUCACUGAAGAGACGUGCGUUUCAGCCUUACUGAGCAAGGGUCGCACAUGUCCCUCAGACAUGUUUGUGGUUAUCGUUUGUUCUGUCGAAGGGGCCAGGGUUACCACUUGUAGAGUUAAAGCUUCCUGUCGUGUAUUCAAUUUUGUGUUUUCAUUUAAGUCGAUCUAAUAAUCUAAUCAAAAUACACUAAAUUAUUAAAGCGUGAAUACCAUGAAAAA